This is a messenger RNA of Boleophthalmus pectinirostris (great blue-spotted mudskipper), 5004 nucleotides long. It is a transcript of the gene mllt10, whose product is annotated as MLLT10 histone lysine methyltransferase DOT1L cofactor. The transcript has 20 exons. Lineage: Eukaryota; Metazoa; Chordata; Actinopteri; Gobiiformes; Gobiidae. The record is from RefSeq and is a predicted model, not a curated record. Gene Ontology annotation, molecular function: histone binding; nucleosome binding. Bases 238 to 3255 code for a protein of 1005 amino acids. Gene Ontology annotation, biological process: regulation of transcription by RNA polymerase II. Gene Ontology annotation, cellular component: nucleus.
ACGUCAUUACGCACUUCCUGUUCUCUACGACGUCCCUCUCUCGUACUCGUCGUAGCGCAGUGAAGUGGAUGUUUUGGUAAAAAUUACUGCAUUGGAAGGGAUGUAAACACGCUUUAAAGAUGACACGUCGAUCGCGUGGGACUUAAUAUGGUGUAGCAUUGGAAAACCGAUCGUCUUCAUUCCAGAUUUUGGCUUAUCUUUAUAUCGUAUUCCUCCGCAUGUCCGCUUUCUUCGUAGAUGGUUUCCAGCGAGCGUUGUCUGGCGGCGGACGACGACUUCUCGACGAAUAACAUGAAGGAGAUGAUAGGCGGGUGCUGUGUAUGCUCAGAUGAGAGAGGCUGGGCGGAAAACCCUUUAGUUUAUUGCGACGGCCAUGGCUGCAACGUCGCCGUGCACCAAGCGUGUUAUGGCAUCGUGCAGGUGCCCACUGGGCCAUGGUUCUGCAGAAAGUGUGAGUCUCAGGAGAGAGCAGCUCGUGUGAGAUGUGAGCUGUGUCCGCACAAGGAUGGAGCUCUGAAGAGGACAGACAACGGAGGCUGGGCCCACGUGGUGUGCGCUCUCUACAUACCUGAGGUGGAGUUUGCAAAUGUCUCCACCAUGGAGCCCAUUGUGCUCCAGUCAGUGCCACAUGACCGCUACAAUAAGACUUGUUACAUUUGUGAGGACCAGGGCAGAGAGAGCAAAGCCGCUACCGGAGCCUGUAUGACCUGCAACAAACAUGGCUGCCGGCAGGCCUUCCACGUCACAUGUGCCCAGUUUGCAGGCUUAUUGUGUGAAGAGCAGGGAUCAGAUGCAGACAAUGUCAAGUAUUGUGGAUAUUGCAAAUACCACCACAGCAAAUUGCGAAGGAGCAGGGGCCGUGGUAGUAGGUCUCAAAGCUUAAGUGACUCUUCCUCUCAGUGUUUGGAUAGACCCUCAGACAAGGACAACAAGAAACACAAGGAACGGGACCGACACAAACCCAAACACAAGAAGAGCUCCAUGGACAUGUCUCCCUCCCUGGUUCUUCCAAACAUCAUGGUCCCAGAGAAGAACUACAACAGCACCAGCGCAGGUGGAGGAGUGCCCUCUCUGCCCACAUCCUCUCAGAAGAGAUUAGAGGACAGUGCAGGACGCUUCACCAACGCCAACUUUCAGGAAGUCUCUUCUACCUUAUCCAGCAGUGGCUCCAAGGACAGUCUGUGCGCAGAUGGAGGCAAGGCCGCGGCCGAUCAGAAGAACAAGAAAAACAGCAGCAGUACUGGGACUCACGUGGCUGGACAGAGGGGUGGCCGCAAGUCUCUCACCUCCUCAGGGAAACCCCUCCCUUCUGCUGUGGUCACCAUGGCAACCUCUUCCACAUCUGUGUCGGCCUCCACAGGGCCUUUCCAUCAAGGCCUCUUGUUGACUAGUGCCAACAAGACUCAAUCUGCCUCGUCCGACUUCCUCAGUUUUACAGACUCCUCGUUACGUCCUGGAGCUGGCACUACAUUCUCAUCCCCUCCAUCAUUCAGCAGCUGCCUCGUCAAACCCAGUUCAGAGAGCACAGGUUCAGAUGGGACAACCACACUGUUUGGUUCUCUAAUGUCUGCAACCACCGCCUCUGCAGUGGGCGGGAAACUGUAUGAAAAUUCCCACAGUCACUCUGCGAGUGAGACGACAAGCCUCGGUGGGUCCACGGGCUUUAAACGCGCUCAGCCCUCUAACUCUGGCCCCACGGUAGGAGGGGCAGACGACGGAGUGAAGAAGAAAAAGAAAGGAAACUGGAGGAACCGCUUUGGGUCGUGCUUCAGCCCAGAUGUGAAGCCCCCAGAAGCAGCUCCCUCCCUGAGCCUGCCCACGUCUGCAGCCAACAGCUCCUCCUCUGUGUCCUCUGUGCUCUCGGGCCGGCCCGGCUUAACGUCCAGCGGAGGAUUAGGAGUGGGGGCUGGAGGGGAGAAGGGGCUGGGGGUCAUGGGUGUCGCUGGCAUUCAGAAGUCUCCGGCACUCCUCAGGAACAGCAGCGGCCCCACAACUGUGCCAGGUGUUUUCUCUGGUGCUGAGGGGUCGUCGUCGGGGGCAGCCGCUGUCGCCGGGGGUGGAGUCGGCUCAGAGUUGUCACAGCAACAACAGCCCACGCCUUCACUAGCCCCUCCCUCUCCAUUCAGCGCCACAGCCCCGCUCUGCAGCACGGCACCCACACACGUGAGUGGUCUUCCCGGGUCAGUGUUUAACCUGGCCCCCUCACACAUGUUCGGAAACAGACUCAACCCAAAUUCAGCCAUGGCCGCGCUCAUUGCCCAGUCUGAGGCCUCUCCUGCAGAUCAAGAGGUGGGAGACAACAGCAGCAGCGUCGGAGCUCAGGGCUUUUCCAUAAGAGCUUCUCCAAAGACCACCCCGCGCUCUCCCAUUGGUGGCCUGCAGAUCCGCUACGACUCUUCGGGGUCGUUGCCGGGGCCGGGCCUGGGGUUGCUAGGGGCGGGAGGAAGCGAGACGCUGCCCCCGGUGGCAACCAGCAUCGAGCAGCUCCUGGAGAGACAGUGGAACGAGGGUCAGAGCUUCCUGCUUCAGCAAGGAGCCCAGGGCGACGUGGUGGGCAUGUUGAAGUCCCUGCACCAGCUGCAAGAGGAGAACCGCAGACUGGAGGAGCAGAUCAAAACUCUGACCAUGAAGAAGGAGAGGCUGCAGCUCUUAAGCGCUCAGCUAUCAGUGCCUUUCACCCCAUCCUCAGCCUCCUCCGAUGUCAAAGUUGGUGCCGCUGACUCCUCUCUUGCUGCUGCUGCUCAGGACAGUGCGUCGUGUGGCGGGCACAGCAGUAGUGGUUCCACCUCCUCCCUGUCCACCCCUCCCUCAGUGUCCCAGAGCCCGCCUCAGCCUCAGAUCAAUGGGGUGGGGACUUUAGGGGCGGGAGUGUCCGGGCUCAUGGGUGCACUGGGGGCAGGGGCCGCUCUGGGCAUGGGGGGUAUUGUCGGAGCUCUGAAUGGAGUCAUACAGACUCCAGGUGGUACAGGAACAGCAGCGCUCACGGUCAACAACAGCGCUGCGCGGCUCCUCCUGCAGCAGCAUCAACAUCAGCUGCAGCAGCUGCUGUCCUCACAGCCUUCAGCGGAGCAGCAGCAGGUGUUGCUCUACCAACUGAUGCAGGCGCAGCAGCAGGAACUCCAGGGGCCCUCCGCUCAGAGCCAGGGCACCAUCACAGCCAACCCCUUCCUGGCCCUCCAGCACUCUGAUGUCCCAGGACAGAAGCCGCGCCUCACAGAGAAGGCCGUGGGUGUCGCUGGACAGGAGAAGACAUGACGCUCAAUGUGUCUUUGACUGUCUUUUAUAAAAUAAAUAUGCAGAGGUGCUUGGAGGAGCUGCCUGAUGCUUAAAUCCAAGUCCUAAGUCUGGUCUAAGCUUUCACAUCAAUAUAGUUUAUUUCAGUUUAGAAAAAAUUUAGAGAAAUAUAUACUAUUUAUUUUCUUUUAAAUUAGUUGUAGUGCUGCUUAAGUUUUGUAUUUUGUCAUUGUGUUGUUAAUAUUUGUCCAUUUUGUUAAACAGGUAAUUUUCCUAUGGACACUUUUUCAGUCAUAAUCUGUCCAUUACCUCCCAUUUAAUGUGUGUCAGUUUUAUAUUUCUGGUAUAUUGUUAUAUUUCUUCAUAUUUUCUGUUCUCCUAAUAUGACUUUGUCUGGUUACUCUGCUGCUUCACUUUCUCAGGGGCCUCAGCUAACCAGAGCUGUGCAGUUGGCAGCACACUUGCUAGCACACUAGCUAGCACACACUAGCACUAAAAUACUACAAAGGAAACUGUCAAGUAUUACAUGAAUAUAAAAAUGCAGCUCCUUAUGACAGGUCGUACAAGUAGCAGAGUCAUGUUUUACAUCUGUCUCGGCUGUCCCAAGGGGAACACUGAGGGAGAGGCUUGCAAAGAAAAAUCCACACAGCAGCCUUUCCCCUUGUCUCCUCGGCUAAGUAUGUAUGAUGUAUGUACUCAAGUGAUAAAGCCAAGUCUUGUACCAUCACCGAAGACGCCUUUUUCUGCUUUUGGGCAAAGAUACUGGGGGCUCACUCAGCACCAGAAUAGAAAUGUAAAAAACUAAAGAAAAGAAGACUCCUAUGAAAAAGUACUGCAGGAAUGAAGCUGAUGGUUUCAUCUUGUUGAAAUCGUUACAUUUGGUAGAGCUGAUUGAGCCCCUUGCUGUACCUACCUCUCCAACAGGACCAGCCUAUGAGGACCUUGGGCCAACACCAGCGCCCUGUUUAAAUGGACCCACAAGUGUCAGGACUGGCCAGUUAGGGUCCAAACCCAAGUGCCUAAAGGCGGAGGAGAAGUGAUCUACCCUGUUUGCCCUUUUCUAAAAUCCACUGGUAAUUAAGCUACAACACAAUUACACAAUUUACAAAACAGAGGAAUAUUCUGCUGCAUUUCUCAAAAUCCAAGCCAACUUUAUAUUGCGCUUUUUAUUUAUUUCAAAGUGUUUGUAAGAUGAUAUAUUUUAAAGUCCAACUGGUGUGAUUGAAAAUUUUCUACUACUGUGUAUAGUUUUGUUUUAAUUUCUUAUACAGUCAGAUCUUGCUGUAAAACCCCUUUAAUAAUCUGUUUUUAAAUGUUAGAAGACGCUACUUGAUCAUUGGCUGAGGGUGGCUGUACAUAGCUGUGUGUAGAUGGGAGAAAUAAUGUGUCCAGGGGCAGUGACACAGUUUUUACCUCGUUAUUUGUAAAUAAAUAAGUAAAUUUCUCAUUGGUGACUGGUGUAUAUAUAAAAUGGUUGUGACUGGCCAUUUCUGGUUUGAAGGAAAGCCAAUGAAGCCUCAGUCUGUGUGUGUGAAUCUUAGGACCAGACAAAAUGUUUUCACAGUGACUGGAUACAAAGUAUUAAUUUAUUUUUAUAUGUGCAGGGACAUUGUGUUUCUUUUUUAAGUUUUGCACCAUUUUCUUUGAGUCUUUUUAUACUUGUGGGCACCAUGCUUUCAUCUGUGCACACGUAUUGAUCAAGUUUUGUACAAUAAAAAAAACUAAUAUUGUAUUUGAACACCAAAAUAAAGAAACACUCUGGAAUUUUAA